CCCUCUCUCCCGCCUCUCUUCAGAUCAACGGAGUGGACGUCCACAACAGGGACGAGGCGGUGGCCAUCUUGUCCAGAGUGGACAGAGUCGACCUUCUCCUGUUACUGGCCAGACCAGAGAGUGCACAUCCUGGUGGAGACGCCCGGCCCGCCUCCUUCUCCUACCAGCAGGAGGAGGAGGAGGAGGAGGAGGAGGAGGAGAGAGGAGGGGGUCGUGACCCCCUGGGGUUCAGCCCAGAGAUGGACAGCGGGCUGGGGCGGACAGAGGAGUCCUCCGACCUGGUGGAGCAGAGCUGUUACACCACCUCCAGCACCCCAGGCAGCCUGGCCAUGCUCAGCCCCAGACCCAGCUCCAGCCCUGGGCCCCCCCGCGAGGACCCCGGCCAUCUCCCCCUGCAGGACCUCAGCUCAGACUCCCUGCUGGGUCUGGACUGGGGGUCAGGACCCGGGUACAGCCCCCACCACCCCCAGCCCGGCCUGUCGAUGAUGAUGAUGGUGCCGGGGCUGACGGAGGAGGAGUGUGAGCGCUACCAGGAGCUCCUGGAGAUCAAAUGUCAGUACGAGAGGACCGGGGCCGCCGCCGCUCGCUCCUCACGCCUCCUCACCGCCCAGGAGGAGGUGCAGGGGGCGAGGGACGGGGGCGACCCCGAGGAGCAGGAGGAGCAGGAGGUGCUGAGUCGGCGGGAGGUGGCGCUGAUGGAGGAGGAGCUGCGGCACCUGGAGUUCAAGUGUCGCAACAUCCUGCGGGCGCAGAAGAUGCAGCAGCUGAGGGAACGCUGCCUGAAGACCUGGAACACCGAGGAGGAGACCGUUCUGACUAACAACAACAACAACGAUGAAGACAUGGAGGAAGACGAUGAUGACGAGGAAGAUUCCCGGGAGGAACUGUCGGCCAUCAACGAGGUGCCGGAGAGAGAGAGGGCGGACGAGCGAGAGAGCACCAGUGCCUACAACACCGGAGAGAGCAGCCAGACCACGCCAUUGGUCAGCACCGAGCAGAUCCCGCCCCUCACACGAGAGGAGUACGAAGAGGACCGGAGAGGAAGAGGAGCGUUGUCCCCUCCCCCUCCUCUCCUCCUCCAGCUCAAACGCCUCCCUCCUCUCACCUCCCCCCUCACCCCCCGGCGGCACUCCAGCCUCCACUGCUCCUUCUCGCCCAACAGCUACAGGAAGUACCAGACAGCCAAUAGCAGCCCAGCUCAGGGCUCUAGCUCCACCCCUGCAACACCCUCUAAGUUCAGAUCUUUGAGCAGAGAGGCGGGGUCUAGUUCAAUGAGGGGCGUGGUCUAUGGUGGGCGGAGCCCCAGAACAGCAGGUGGCGCCCCCCUCAGCCCUGGAGGGGGCAGUGCAGAGUCCAGCCCCUACCUCAGCAGGAGACUGUACAGCCUCACCUCCCCACUGGAGCGCUACCAGAGCUGCCUGGCCCUGCCCUCCCAGGGCCUGGUCCAUGACCAGGGGCAGGAACUGGACCGGCCCCCCGCACUGGGGGGGAGGCGGGGGGGAGGAGGAGAGGGGAGGGAGGGGAGGGAGGGAGGCGGGCCAGCCAGUCCGCGGAGCGUGUGCAGCUCCCCCGGAGGUCUGGAGGACCAGCGCCGCCCCCGCGGCCGGGCCUCUCGUCUGGGAUUGGCCCUCCCCCUGGGCCCGCCCCACCAGGCCCCGCCCCCAAGCUCAUCGCCGCAAAUGGAGUGGAAGGUGAAGGUGCGCAGCGACGGGACCCGGUACGUGGGCCGGCGCCCGGUGCGGGACCGGCUGCUGAAGGAGCGGGCGCUGAGGAUCAGGGAGGAGCGCAGCGGCAUGACCACCGACGAGGAGGCAGCCAGCGAGAUGAAGCAGGGGCGCUACUGGAGCCGCGAGGAGAGGAAGCAGCAGCUCCUGCGAGCGAGGGAGUACCGCAGAAGAAGAGAGUUCAUGAUGCAGAGCCGGCUGGACUUCAGCCGCAGCCACAGGGAGGGCUGCUCCUCUCGGCCAGGAGGAGGCGCAGACGACCCCCCUCAGCCCCUCCCUCGGCAGGAAGUCCCCGGGGACAACAUCCUGCUGCUGAGCCAGAGGAGGAAGGCGAGGAAGAGGAGCAGGAGGAUCCUGGACCACUGGGCCACCAUCCAGGAGCUGCUGGCCACCGGGACCCACACCUCCGACGGGACCCGGGUCUACAGCCCCCGGCUCUCUGUGACCACCGUCUGAGAGGAGGAGGAGGAGGAGGAGGAGGAGGAGGAGGAGGAGGAAGAAGAGGAGAAGGAGGAAGAGGAGGAGGAGGAGGAGACCGGGUCUACAGCCCCCGGCUCUCUGUGACCACCGUCUGAGAGGAGGAGGAGGAGGAGGAGGAGAGGAAGAGGAGGAGGAGAGGGCAGGGGAGAUGGGUAGAGGAGAGGAGGCCGCGUCUACAGUGCCAGACUCUCAGUGACCAUGAUCUGAGAGGAGGGGAGGAAGGGGGGGGAGGAGAGGAGAGGAGGAGGCGAAGGAGGAAGAGUACAGAGGAGGUGGUGUUCUUGUGCUGAAUGUAAAGUGCCCAUCCCCGGGGGGGGCAUUCGGUGUCUACUGCUGUGUUCAUAACACUUCGUACCUGAUUAGAUAAACGAGAGAGAGAGAGAGAGAGAGAGAGAGAGAGAGAGAGAGAGAGAGAGAGAGAGAGAGAGAGAGAGAGAGAGAGAGAGAGAGAGAGAGAGAGCAUUCUUAUCUGACUAAAUUAAUAAAAUAUAUACAGUAACUGUAACUAAUGUCUGCCUUGUUUCAUAACAAUGCGUCCCCGCAUCUCAUCCGAAGGGUGACGAAUUUACCCAGAAACCAUCUUCUGGUUGCCAUAGCAACGAUCAUGCAGCAACGCUAUGGAGUCUGAGCCGUGACUCCAGAUCAUCGUCACCUGCUGGGGGCAGAACAUACCCACACCUGGUCCGGACCGCGGGGGGGAGGGGCCAUCACUCAAUCCUUACUGCCAUGGCAACGGAUAUAACAGAGAUCAUGUGUCACGACAGCGGGCGGCAGGAAAGAUUAACUGGUACCACUGGGUAGAGAGACACCAAACCAGAGAGAGAGGGAGAGAGAGCGAGAGAGAGAGAGAGAGAGAGAGAGAGAGAGAGAGAGAGAGAGAGAG
Gadus morhua (Atlantic cod) is the source of this 3087-nucleotide messenger RNA. RefSeq names its product PDZ domain-containing protein 4. The record is from RefSeq and is a predicted model, not a curated record. The coding region runs from base 240 to 2180 and encodes 646 amino acids. The transcript has 10 exons. Lineage: Eukaryota; Metazoa; Chordata; Actinopteri; Gadiformes; Gadidae.